Messenger RNA from Protopterus annectens (West African lungfish), 1569 nucleotides. It is a transcript of the gene PPID, whose product is annotated as peptidylprolyl isomerase D. Bases 95 to 1210 code for a protein of 371 amino acids. Gene Ontology annotation, biological process: protein folding; protein peptidyl-prolyl isomerization. The record is from RefSeq and is a predicted model, not a curated record. Lineage: Eukaryota; Metazoa; Chordata; Ceratodontiformes; Protopteridae. Gene Ontology annotation, molecular function: peptidyl-prolyl cis-trans isomerase activity; protein binding. The transcript has 10 exons.
GUCAAAUACUCGGAGCAUUGAUACCGUGCACUGUCACUUAAACUGAAACUUCAGUGUAUUAAUUAAUUGUGUACCAUAAGAAAAACGCUAAAUUAUGUCACACGAAGCACCGCGUGAUAAGCCAUCCAACUCCAGUAAUCCUCUGGUGUUCUUGGAUGUAGAUAUUGGUGGGGAGCGAGUUGGACGUGUUGUUUUGGAGCUGUUUGCAGACAUUGUUCCUAAAACUGCUGAAAAUUUCCGAGCAUUGUGUACUGGAGAAAAAGGAAAUGGGCCUUCAACAGGAAAACCACUUCAUUUUAAAGGAUGUCCUUUCCACAGAAUUAUUAAGAAAUUUAUGAUUCAGGGUGGUGAUUUUUCCAAUCAUAAUGGAACAGGUGGAGAAAGUAUAUAUGGUGCAAAAUUUGAAGAUGAAAAUUUUCACUACAAGCAUGACUGUGCAGGAUUACUCAGUAUGGCAAACGCAGGACCCAAUACUAAUGGUUCACAAUUUUUUAUCACAACGGUGCCUACUCCUCACUUGGAUGGCAAGCAUGUGGUAUUUGGUCAGGUGUUAAAAGGCAUGGGAAUAGUGAAGAUGUUGGAGAAUGCAGACGUUAAAGAAGAAAGCAAGCCUGUUAAACCAUGUAUCAUAGCGGAUUGUGGAGAACUAAAAGAAGGGGAUGACUGGGGCAUUGCUGCAACAGAUGGCACUGGGGAUGAACAUCCAGACUUUCCUGAGGACUCUGAUUGUGACCUAAAAGAUGUUGAAAAAGUGAUAUCUAUUGCAGAAGAUCUGAAGAAUGUUGGAAAUAUAUUAUUUAAGUCGCAAAAUUGGCAACUGGCUAAACAGAAGUAUGCCAAGGCUUUAAGAUAUGUGGAAUGUUCUAAAGAAGUAGUAGAUGAGAGUCAACAGAAGAAGUUGCAUCCCAUUUCUAUAACUUGUCAUCUUAACCUUGCUGCCUGUAAAUUAAAGCUUUUAGACUGGCCUGGGGCUAUUGACAGUUGCACAGAGGCCCUUGAUAUGGAUCCAGCAAAUGCUAAAGCUCUCUACAGAAGGGGUCAAGGCUGGCAGGGGCUAAAAGAUUUUGAACAAGCACUGGCAGACUUUAAGAAGGCACAAGAGAUAGCACCAGGCGAUAAAGCCAUCAAUGCAGAAAUUAUUAAGAUCAAGCAGAAAGUAAAUGAAGAACGAGAAAGAGAGAAAAAGGCAUAUGCAAAAAUGUUUGCUUGAGGGAAGAUACUGCAUGCUAGUCUUUUUCAUCAGUGUAAAGCCUAAACAUGGAGUAAGCGAUGAAUGACAGAUUUGCUAUGAAAACUACAGAAAUCCAUACAGGAAGUAGUUAACUCUAAAACUGAUCCAUCCAUAUGCAGCCUUAUUUGUUCUGCCUAUCUGUUAAUAUUGGUAUAUGGAAAUAAAGUUUGUAAUAUUUGACCUUGCAAAUGUAAAACUCAGGAUCAGUUGCACAUAUAAAACAUUAUCUUUUAAAUAUGCAAUUGUAAGAACACUGCUGGGAAUGGUAAACUGUCAUUCGUUAUCUAGAGCAAAGGAUAAUGUUAAACAAAUAAAGGUCAUUGGUUUAUAUUGUAAAA